AUGGUGGAGAUAAAUAACAGAUGGGCCAGUAUGGGCCAAUGUAAAAGACUGCCUUCAAAACGAAUAGUUCGAAAGCGUGUUGCGCCGCCGCCGGCGGCAAUCGUCAAGAAGGUCGAACACAAUAAAAAGGAAAAGAAUCCAUUGUUUGAAAAGAAACCUCGAAAUUUUGGAAUAGGACAGGAUAUUCAACCUAAACGUGAUCUUACUAGGUUUGUGCGUUGGCCUAAAUAUAUUCGCCUUCAGCGGCAAAAAGCAAUCCUACAAAAACGUUUAAAAAUUCCACCUCCAAUAAACCAGUUUCGUAUGGCACUGGAUAAACAAACUGCAUCGAAUCUUUUUCGUUUAUUGGAUAAAUAUCGACCAGAAACAAAAUACCAAAAAAAAGAACGAUUGCGUGCCCGUGCUGAAGCGAGAGUUGCCAAAAAGCCAGAAGCGGUGACAAAACGUCCACCGACGGUGCGUUCUGGUGUGAACACAGUCACAAGAUUGGUGGAAAUGAAAAGAGCGCAGUUGGUUGUAAUCGCUCACGAUGUGGACCCCAUCGAAAUAGUUAUUUUUCUUCCUGCACUUUGCAGGAAAUUCCAGAUACCAUAUUGUAUCGUAAAAGGAAAGGCUCGGCUUGGUCAAGUAGUUCAUCGUAAAACGUGCACAUGUUUAGCUAUAUGUGAUGUUAAUCCGGAAGAUAAAACGGCACUGGCAAAGCUUAAGGAAACAGUCACCACGAACUAUAACGAACGGUCAGAAGAAAUUCGGAAGCAUUGGGGUGGUGGAAUAAUGUCAGCUCGUUCUGAGGCAAAGCGGGCCAAAAUUGAGAAAGCACGUGCUAAAGAACUUGCACAGAAACUUUAA
This is a messenger RNA of Dracunculus medinensis (Guinea worm), 849 nucleotides long. The record is from the annotation of a GenBank genome assembly. NCBI's taxonomy places the organism in Eukaryota, Metazoa, Nematoda, Chromadorea, Rhabditida, Dracunculidae.